This is a messenger RNA of Marchantia polymorpha subsp. ruderalis, 2059 nucleotides long. The record is from the annotation of a GenBank genome assembly. Lineage: Eukaryota; Viridiplantae; Streptophyta; Marchantiopsida; Marchantiales; Marchantiaceae.
GCGCCUGCAGUCCGCUGUCUGAGCGUCGCCUGCGUCUCGUCUCCAGACUCUCCACUAUACUUGUGCUGGGCCUCGCUCUCGACGUGAGCAUAUGUUGUGCGACACUGGCCCUGGUGUUGACAAUUCUGCUCAUUCUCCUCGCGCCCGAUUGAAGACAGACAGUCGAUUGCCGUAGGGUUGGGUUGGGGAGCGAGCGUGCGAGCGAGCGAGAGCGAGGGAGUUGAAGAGUGCGAGGAGGAGGAGGACGAGCAAUUUUCGUUCCGGGUUCGAGGAGGAGGAGGAGGUGGAGAGGGCAAGAUCGUGCCGGAGCUGGUAGCUCUGCAUUCCGUUCUCGUGGGGCGCUCAUCGGUGUGAGAGCAAUUUGAAGUGCGCGAGCGGGGGAAUUCGGAAGGCUUCGCACUAAUCUGCCAGGGGAAUUCUCGGGGACCGGAGUCUGUCGUGGGUCGGGCGAGAAUUGCGACAGUGGUGGCCGUCUCGGGUUCGAUCUUGUGUCUGGACCUCCGGAGUGCGGACGAACGGUCGGAGAGCGGUGUUUCUUGAAAUUGAAGAUCUGUUAGUUCCUGUCGUGCCGCCGGUUCUUUUCAAGGAAUUGCUCGUGUACAGGACAUUUCAGAUGAAAUUUUACAGCUCUUCGUUGAAAGUAUCAACAGCGAUCAGCUCUUCUAGAAAAUUGUCAUUUUGGCCCUUCCACCAGGAGCUUUUCUGUGAAUUCCCCCCCAUCAAUCGUUUCGCCGUCUUGCCUUCUUCCAAAGAGGCCCGUAGCAUGUUUCUUGAAGAUAAGCAGUGAAUUCGACAUCUGCAGUUGAACCUUUCUAAGACAGUCAGCGUCAGUUCGCCGGAGGAACGUGUGGCCUGCUUUUGGGAGUCUUGGACGCGAAUGAUCUGAGCUUCUUGUACAAAUUCGGCCAAAUGCUCACCUCACAGCUCUGCUCGAAUCCUCACUGCAAGCGGACAUCUCCAGGAGAUGGACCGACUUGCCGUUGGCACGUACGCAACUACGGCAGCGAAGAGGAGCCCAAGCAUGUCACUCUAUGCAACGCCUGCAAGAUCAAUUUUGACCAGGGCAAGUACUGCCCAUUCUGCGUUCAGAUUUAUCGCGAGAAGGACCCAGACAGCUUUGACGGAAAAGAGUGGGUGGGUUGCGACAAUCGUACCUGCAGGCGCUGGGUUCAUGUAGACUGCGAGGUGGGAGCUGGAAAUAAAGUGGAUUCAGCUGCGUUCUAUUUAUGUCCCAGCUGCAGAGAGAACGCCCAAGAACUGGGCGAUCGGAAACGUCCUGGUCGUCCACCUGCCCAAGAUCAGUCGGUGGCCACAAACCAUUCCAACUCGGACUCUACGCCAAUGGAUGUGGAGCAGAAGCCCAAAAUGUCCCUGUCGAUACGAAACUCCAGAAGACCACUCCAAGUUGAUUUGUCCAAACUUGAAACUUCGUCACUGAAGCGCUACCGCCGUGUCUACAACCUGCGAGAAGUGACCAGCAGCUGCAAGGAGGAGCUCAUUCCGGCAGUGGCACGACAUUUUGCUGCUCAGGUCGUGGAGGAAAAUGAGACGUUGCUGACAUUUGCAUGCUUCCUGAAGAAGCAGCAGAAUUUUUCUGCUUCCAGCUUGACACAUCGCAUCCCACGUACAGCAGCCAAAUGAAUUGAAGGCGAUGAGAGCGUCAUACAUAAUACUUUGCCUGUACUCCUUACUACUGACUCUCGUGCUUUUUAAUAGCGUCGGUCACUGCGAAGGAUUGCAAGCAUAGUAUAGAUAUAUACCGGAGGUGAAGUAGUCGGGUCAGUUUUGUGUAAAGAGGCCGUAGUCACCCUUAAGCUAUUUCAGACUGCCUCCUGUCAAGUGCUCCUACAGUCAACUGGUAUCGUGGCAGCACGACUUAAAGUGGGACGAAUUCUAUGUUCGUUUGUAUAGUGUGUUCGGCCACUAAAUUCCAAACAAUCGCGAUAUGAGAGGCAGGUUGAUUUGUAUCAUGAGUAGGAGACAACCUAAAUUUUUAUCAUUUUCUUAGCGAAGAUAUUUGCGGAUUUGCCAAUUUUUUUAUGUAAACAUUUUCCUUUCA